CCAACGUUUGAUUAAGAAAAUAGAAGCCUUAUUUUGCUCUGUGUUCUUUCUCUCAACAAUCGUUCCAACAAAUCAAGCUACGUUUCUACCACUCAGAAUAUCAUGGAUACAAAGUUUGCACGAAGGACUGAGCGCAUUGGUAGUACAACAUGCUCUUAUUGGAGAGCUGGAAGAUGUAACAGGAAUCCUUGCAGAUUUUUGCACAUAGAGACACCAUCUCCCCCUGCUGCUUGUGGUUAUGGCAAUACUGCAUAUAGCUACGGAAAAAAGCCCCAUUCCUCCUCUGAGAAUACCCCGAAAUAUGGUUCAAAGAAAGCAUUGCUUGGAGAUAAUGGAGAUAGAGGAGAUGCAACAAGGGUUGCUAAGGCUUUCAAGAAAUCAUCACCAAGGAUAUGCAAAUACUGGAUCAACAACAAUUGUGUACAUGGUGAACAAUGCCUGUAUCUGCAUUCAUGGUUUCGUGGUGAUGGGUUUUCCACAGUAACGAAACUUCAUGAACAUAAGAAGGUUAUCACUGGCAUUGCACUUCCUGUUGGAUCCGACAAACUUUAUUCUGGCAGCACUGAUGGGACAGUUAGGAUAUGGGACUGCCAUACUGGUCAAUGUGCUAAAGUCAUCAAUCUUGGUGCUGAGGUUACCUCUUUGAUCAGUGAGGGGUCAUGGAUUUUUGUUGGUCUGCAAAAUGCUGUCAAGGCUUGGAAUAUCCAGACCAUGUCAGAGUUUACUCUUGAUGGACCCAAAGGCCGAGUCUGUGCCAUGACUGUUGGCAACAAUACACUCUUUGCUGGUGCAGAGGAUGGUGUCAUUUUUGCUUGGAGAGGAAGCUCUAAAGCCGAUUCUCCUUUUGAACUGGUUGCGUCACUCACUGGCCACACUAAAGCAGUGGUUUGUCUGGCGGUUGGAUGCAAGAUGCUGUACUCCGGGUCCAUGGACCAAAGCAUAAAGGUCUGGGACAUGGAUACAUUACAGUGUACAAUGACACUAAAUGAUCAUACUGACGUAGUCACAUCCCUUAUCUGUUGGGAUCAAUAUCUGUUGUCUAGUUCAUCUGACCGCACAAUUAAGGUCUGGGCUUGCAUUGAAGCAGGAUCUUUGGAAGUGAUAUAUACACACACCGAAGAAAAUGGUGUUGUUUCACUUUUUGGGAUGCCUGAUGCAGAGGGAAAGCCAAUAUUAUUUUCCUCGUGCAGAGACAAUUCAGUUCACAUGUAUGAAUUGCCAUCAUUUUCAGAGAGGGGGCGUUUAUUUGCCAAGAAAGAUGUGGCAUUAAUUGAGUUAGGUCCUGGUGGCCUCUUCUUCACUGGAGAUGAGAGUGGUUUGCUGAUGGUGUGGAAAUGGUUGGAGGUACCCAAGGUGGCAUCCUCUUGACAUGUGUUUCCUUUCAACAUUGGAGUUGUAUUAUCCCAUCUAUUUCCUCUUGAAGUAGAUGGCGAUAAGGAUGAAUUUAUUUGUCUGAGCAGUAAAUUCACUAUAAAAACAAUUGUAUAGAAAUUGACAAUUUUAUAGAAAUACCAAUUUCAUUCUUUUAUAUUCUUCCCAGCAGAUGUAAUGUUCUCCUGCUUUGAUAAAUAUAUUACUAUUGUAAGUAACAUGGUUUGUAAUGAAGUCCGUUUUCAAAUUCUUUCCAUCAUUAUCAAAGAAUACAUUUUUGGAA
Glycine soja is the source of this 1654-nucleotide messenger RNA. Its product is annotated as zinc finger CCCH domain-containing protein 48-like. The transcript is spliced from 8 exons. NCBI's taxonomy places the organism in Eukaryota, Viridiplantae, Streptophyta, Magnoliopsida, Fabales, Fabaceae. Gene Ontology annotation, molecular function: protein binding; metal ion binding. Bases 103 to 1368 code for a protein of 421 amino acids. The record is from RefSeq and is a predicted model, not a curated record.